AUGGACCUCGAAGAGGCCGUGAGGAAAGCAGCUGCGUUGGCGGCAGAGCUCAAUCGAACAGAGAUUUACGGCAUGGUAAAGGGCUCAAGCUACCCAGAUUGGACGUGGAAUCCUCGACCUGGUUACUUCGUAGGGAACACAAAUCCUGUGCCUGAUAAAGGCAUCCCAUCGCUGAACCUACAGGACAACGGCCAGGGUUACCGAACCUUUGAGGCACGGCAGGUUCCACAAGUGACAGCUUUCCCAGCAACACUGGCCAUGGCUGCUACGUGGGAUGAGGAGCUGGGCCGCGAAUGGGGCGAAGCCUUGGGACGGGAGUUCUUUGCAAAAGGUGCAAAUGUCUUGCUUGGCCCUGGUCUAAACGUUCAUCGAGUUGCCCGAAAUGGGCGAAAUAUCGAGUACUUGUCUGGAGAAUCGGGAUAUUUGGGUUCCAGGCUAGUCCGGGGCUAUGUCGAGGGCGUCCAUUCGCAGCACGUCCUUACCGUGAUGAAGCAUUUCAUUGCCAACCAUCAGGAAACCAUUCGGUCAGAUGUAGAUGCUCAAGUGACCAACCGCACGCUGUUCGAAACUUAUUAUCCGCCCUUCCAGGGGGCCGUUGAUGCUGGCUGUCUGGCAGCCAUGUGUGCCUACAACAAGGUGAAUGGCGAGCAUGCCUGUGGUAACUCUGAGAUUCUGACAGACCAUCUCAGAAGCCAUCUGCAGUACAAGGGCUGGGUCAUGAGUGACUGGUGGGCAACUCACAGCUUUGCUGCUGUGGAUGGCUUAGAUCAAGAGAUGCCUGGCAAUUGCAUUUCCACAAAGCCAGAUUGGCAGACUUUCUUCACCCCGACAAACCUGGACACGCUUCCUGAUGAAAAGGUCCAGGACAUGGCUACGCGAAUCCUCACCGGAGUGGUACGAUAUGGGCUCAUGGAGAACCCUGUCUGCUCCCCAUCGGAGGGCGGCUGUUUGGAUGAGCAGUUUGAUGUUGUAGCCACCAGCAGAAAGCACCAGCAGCUUGCACGGAAAAUCGUAGCUGACUCCGUAAUUCUUCUCAAGAAUGAUGGAGACGUUCUGCCUUUUACGAGGGACUUGAAAAAGAUCGCGCUGUUGGGCUCAGCUUGUGAUCCGCCUAACGAUGUAGAGAAAUUACUCAAGCAGUGGGAUUUGCCCAACUACUACACCAUGGGCGGGUCGGGCCGAGUAGUUCCCAACAAUCCAUUGUCAAUUCUCAAGGCUGUUGAAGAAUACUGCAGUAUUUCUGGUUGCGAAGUGGUGGCUGAGCUGAACGACACGGUGGAAGAUGCCUUGAGCAUUGCCAAGGGCGCUGAUGUGGCCGUCAUUUGCUCGGCCACAACAUCCUCUGAGGGCAACGAUCGGCCAAGCCUGUCGGUUGACCAAGAAAGCUAUGUGGUUGAGGUGGCAACGCACCUUACCAACAUUUCCAAGGUUUCCAUCAGCAUCAUCCCUGGUGCCAUUGUUAUUCCGUGGAUCGACCAUGUCGAUGCAGCUUUGGCUGUUUUCCUAGCUGGUGAGGCAACUGGAACAGGAAUUUUGGAUGUGCUAAGCGGCUUUGUGACUCCUGGGGGUAAGCUUCCUGUGACAUUUCCGCUGGAAGAGACCGAUGCCAUACAACCAUGUGAAAAUGCCACAUGCGAGUAUACAGAAGCGCUCUUCGCUGGUUUUCCUUGGUAUGAGGACAAAGAGGUCGCAUUCCCAUUUGGGCACGGAUUGUCCUAUACUAAGUUCAGCUAUGAGCUUCUGUCGCUUGGACCCCUGUGUGAGGGUGAAAUCUUGCCUGGCCAUCCCGGACAGAGACCGCCUGGACGGCCUGGCACUCUGAGACAGCCAGGUGGAAGGCCAGGUCGACCAGGCCGACCAGGCCGACCAGGUGGCCGUCCAGGACGUCCAAAUCACGACGUGUUGGUUUGUGCAGAGGUAAAGCUGCUCAAUGCAGGACCUGUGCGAGGUUCCGAGGUGGUGCAGUUGUAUUUGGGCUUUCCAGAAGGUCUGGACGAGCCACAAAAGCUGCUUCGAGGCUUUUCCAAGGUCCAGCUUCCUCCAGGGAGGGCAGCUUAUGUGAAACUACCAUUGAGCGCCCGCGAGAUUUCUAUUUGGUCGGAAGAGAGCCUGUGGCACAUCCCUAAUGGAACCUUCAAAGUUUUCAUAGGCUCCUCAAGUCGAGACAUCCGGGCUGAGGCAGAAUUUGUAGUGGCCAACGGCCAAGUUGCAUUUAAUUCGUCAGCUCAAGUCUGA
Molecule: messenger RNA, 2235 nt
Organism: Symbiodinium pilosum
Lineage: Eukaryota; Dinophyceae; Suessiales; Symbiodiniaceae
Source: the annotation of a GenBank genome assembly